AUGUUGACUCUGAUUCCCACCAUAACGGUGCCCUCUGAAGGCAAGACUGUGUUUCUGUUCCUUUCAGUCCUGGAGUUUGCAGUGGGGAUUCUGGUCAAUGUCUUCAUUUCCUCGGUGAAUUUUCGGGACAUGGUGAGGAGACAGCCCCUGAGCACCUGUGAUCUUGUCCUGCUGAGUCUCAGCCUCACCCGACUUUUCCUGCAUGGGCUGCUGUUUCUGGAUGCCAUCCAGCUCACCCACUUCCAGCGGAUGAAAGACCCGCUGAGCGCCAGCUACCAAACCAUCCUCAUGCUCUGGAUGAUCACGAACCAAGCCAGCCUCUGGCUCAUCACCUGCCUCAGCCUCCUCUACUGCUCCAAGAUCGUCCACUUCUCUCAGGCCUUCCUGCUCUGCUUGGCCAGGUGGAUCUCCAGGAAGUUCUCCCGGAUGCUUCUGAGUACCGUCCUUCUCACCAGUGUCUGCACUGUCAUCUGUUCUUGGGACUUCUUCAAUAGGUCUCACUUCCCAGUCGCAACGGCGCUCGUCAUGAACAACAACACAGAGCUCAAUUUGCACUUUGCCAACCUCAACUUGUUUCAUUCCUUCCUUUUCUGCAGCCUGGGGUCCAUCCCCCCUUUCCUGUGCUUUCUGGUUUCUUCUGGAGUGUUGAUUGCCUCGCUGGGGCGCCACAUGAGGACAAUGAGGGCCAAGACCAGGGACUCUCGUGACCCCAGCCUGGAGGCCCACAUCAGAGCUCUCAAAUCCCUCAUCUCCUUUCUCUGCCUCUUUGUGGUGUCAUUUUGCGCUGCCCUCCUCUCGGUACCUUUACUGGUGCUGUGGCACAACAAGCUCGGGGUCAUGGUCUGUGUGGGGAUAAUGGCAGCUUGUCCCUCGGUCCAUGCAGCCCUCCUGAUCUCAGGCAAUGCCAAGCUGAGGAGAGCUGUGGACAGCAUCCUACUGUGGGUGCAGAGCCGCCUAAAGGGAAAGGCAGACCACAAGGCAGAUCCCAGGACAGCAGAUCAAUGUUGA
Messenger RNA from Molossus molossus (Pallas's mastiff bat), 1008 nucleotides. It is a transcript of the gene TAS2R38, whose product is annotated as taste 2 receptor member 38. Gene Ontology annotation, biological process: sensory perception of taste; detection of chemical stimulus involved in sensory perception of bitter taste; G protein-coupled receptor signaling pathway. The coding region runs from base 1 to 1008 and encodes 335 amino acids. The record is from RefSeq and is a predicted model, not a curated record. The transcript has a single exon. NCBI's taxonomy places the organism in Eukaryota, Metazoa, Chordata, Mammalia, Chiroptera, Molossidae. Gene Ontology annotation, molecular function: G protein-coupled receptor activity; bitter taste receptor activity. Gene Ontology annotation, cellular component: membrane.